AAGCAAGUGUCUCCUCGUCGGCAAUUCAGUCGGUUGUGAGCUCGCAAAGCGAACUGUUAACGGCUGUAUGGCUCAGCGAACUCGCACAGCGUCCGGAACGCGAAUGCACAAGGUUGUUGUGCUGGGCGAAUGUGCAGUCGGAAAAUCAGCGCUGACCAUGCAGUACGUACGACACCAAUUCGUCGAUUAUCAUAAUCCGACACUCGAGGAUGAGUACACGCGUAAGACGACGGUCGAUGAUAUUCUCGUCGAGUUGGAUAUUCUCGACACGGGAGGGCUGAGUUCACUCGCCACACGCUCGAUACGGCGACAAUAUCUGAGAGGAGCCGAGGGCUUUCUCAUCGUCUAUUCGGUUACCGACAAGCGCAGUUUCGCCGAGCUCGACCAGUGGCUGACGCUCAUCGAAAGAGCUCGGAGAUACGACCAGGUACCGUCCGUCCUGGUCGGAAGCAAGACAGACCUCGCCGAGAGUCGCGACGUGAGCCGCUACGAGGGCGAACAACUCGCUGCAAAGCUCGGUUGCCCUUUCGUCGAAGUAUCAGCACUCAAUAGAUCCGGUGUGGAUGACGCGUUUCACGAACUCGUCCGGGAGAUCAGACGGAAAGAGAAAAUCGAGCAAUUCAAGCUAAUCAGCGAGUCCCAAGAAGAAAGUCGGCUGUCGAACACAACCAAACACAGAUCGAAAAAGUCGAUCAAGGCACGCUCCGGUCAUCGCUCGAGCAACGUUGUAUGCAGAGCGUGGCGGAAGCUGUGCAGUCACUGAGACUGGGGGCGUAGAUUAGAGUGCAUGAAUUUAGUGCGCGUGUGCAAAUUUGAUUGACUCUAGACAGUCUGUAUUCUUUUGCUGCUGCUGUGGGCGUUUGAUGAGUUGCUUCUAUGGGAGCGUAGGAUGAAGACGUAGACGUAGACGUGUGGCAAGCAGUCACACGUUCUGUACAUACUCUACAAUCACUUGGCAAUUACAUUACCGUGACUAUCAUCAA
This is a messenger RNA of Corticium candelabrum, 983 nucleotides long. RefSeq names its product GTP-binding protein Rit1-like. Gene Ontology annotation, biological process: Ras protein signal transduction. The record is from RefSeq and is a predicted model, not a curated record. Gene Ontology annotation, molecular function: GTPase activity; calmodulin binding; GDP binding. Bases 68 to 763 code for a protein of 231 amino acids. The transcript is spliced from 3 exons. NCBI's taxonomy places the organism in Eukaryota, Metazoa, Porifera, Homoscleromorpha, Homosclerophorida, Plakinidae. Gene Ontology annotation, cellular component: plasma membrane.